Messenger RNA from Lipotes vexillifer (Yangtze River dolphin), 15183 nucleotides. RefSeq names its product hemicentin 2 (gene HMCN2). Gene Ontology annotation, molecular function: calcium ion binding; cell-cell adhesion mediator activity. Gene Ontology annotation, cellular component: plasma membrane; axon. Gene Ontology annotation, biological process: homophilic cell-cell adhesion; dendrite self-avoidance; axon guidance. NCBI's taxonomy places the organism in Eukaryota, Metazoa, Chordata, Mammalia, Artiodactyla, Lipotidae. The record is from RefSeq and is a predicted model, not a curated record. The transcript has 99 exons.
GAUGCCACCUUGGCCAUCGUCUUAGACGUUACCGGCUCCAUGUGGGACGACCUGAUGCAGGUGAUGCACGGCGCCUCGCGCAUUCUGGAGCACAGCCUGAGCCGUGGCAGCCAGGCCAUCGGCAACUACGCGCUGGUGCCCUUCCGUGAUCCAGAUAUUGGCCCGGUGACCCUCACGGCCGACCCAGCGGUGUUUCAGAGGGAGCUGAGAGAACUCUACGUGCAGGGAGGCGGGGACUGCCCAGAGAUGAGCAUGGGGGCCAUUAAGGCUGCCGUGGAGGUCGCCAACCCCGGCUCCUUCAUCUACGUUUUCUCGGACGCCCGCGCCAAGGAUUACCGCAAGAAGGACGAGGUGCUGCAGCUGCUGCAGCUUAAACAGUCACAGGUGGUCUUUGUGCUGACCGGGGACUGUGGUGACCGUACUCAUCCUGGCUACCUGGCCUACGAGGAGAUUGCUGCCACCAGCUCCGGGCAGGUGUUCCACCUGGACAGGCAGCAGGUGACCGAGGUGCUGAAGUGGGUGGAGUCAGCAAUCCAGACCUCCAAGGUGCACCUGCUGUCCACGGACCACGAGGAAGACGGCGAGCACACGUGGAAGAUCCCCUUUGACCCCAGCCUGAAGGAGGUCACCAUCUCCCUGAGUGGCCCGGGGCCCGAGAUCGAAGUCCAAGACCCGCUGGGGAGGAUCGUGCAGAGGGACGAGGGCCUCGACGUGCUCCUCAACAUCCCUGACUCGGCCAAGGUUGUGGCCUUUAAGCCUGAGCAUCCUGGGCUGUGGUCCAUUAAGGUCUAUAGCAGCGGCCGCCAUUCGGUCAGGAUCACGGGCAUCAGCAACGUCGACUUCCGAGCUGGCUUCUCCACUCAGCCCUCCCUGGACCUCAGCCACACCAUCGAGUGGCCCCUGCAAGGGGUGCCCAUCUCCCUGGUGAUCAACUCCACAGGCCUGCAGGCACCCGGCCGCCUGGACUCGAUGGAGCUCUCACACAGCUCAGGGCGGUCCCUCCUGACUUUGCCCAUACGGCUCCUCUCCAACGCAUCCACCCAUCAGCUGUGGGGCGGGCCGUCCUUCCGCACCCCCCGGGAGCGUUUCUACCUCAAGGUGAAGGGCAAGGACCACGAGGGAAACCCCCUCCUCCGCGUCUCUGGAGUUUCCUACCGCGGGGUGGGCCCAGGUGCCCCCCUGGUCAGCAUGCCCCCCAGGAUCCACGGCUACCUGCACCAGCCCCUGGUGGUCUCCUGCUCUGUGCACAGCGCCCUCCCCUUCUGGCUACAGCUGCGGCGGGAUGGAGCCAGGCUGGGCGAGGAGAGGCACUUUCAGGGGUCAGGGAACAGCAGCUGGGAGAUCCCGCGGGCCUCCAAGGCUGAGGAAGGCACAUAUGAAUGCACAGCGGUCAGCGGGGCUGGGACCGGACGAGCAAAGGCCCAGAUUGUCGUCACAGACCCCCCGCCGCAGGUGGUCCCUGUCCCCAACGUGACCGUGUCCUCUGGAGAGACCGCCAUCCUGUCCUGCCGGGUCCUGGGCGAGUCCCCCUACAACCUGACGUGGGUCCGGGACUGGCGAGUCCUGUCGGCCUCGACGGGCAGAGUCACCCAGUUGGCCAACCUGUCCCUGGAGGUCAGGGACAUCACCCCCAGUGACGGCGGGCGGUACCAGUGCAUGGCCAGCAACUCCAACGGGGUCACGAGGGCGUCCGUCUGGCUCCUGGUGCGAGAGGCCCCACAGGCCAGCAUCCACACCAGGUCACAGCGCUUUUCCCAGGGCAUGGAGAUCAGGGUCAGCUGCUCGGCCUCUGGAUACCCUGCACCCCACAUUUCCUGGAGCCAUGAGGGUCAUGCCCUGCAAGAGGACAGCAGAGUCCGCGUGGAUGCCCAGGGAACCCUGAUCAUUCAGGGAGUGGCCCCAGAGGAUGCUGGGAAUUACAGCUGCCAGGCUGCUAAUGAUGUUGGCACAGACGAGAAGACAGUCACCCUCUACUAUGCAGACCCACCGUCCGUCUCGGCCACGAAUGCCGUGGUGCUGGCCGCCGUCGGGGAGGAGGCCGUGCUGGCGUGUGAGGCGUCCGGGGUACCUCCGCCCCGGAUCAUCUGGUAUCGAGAGGGUCUUGAAAUGAUUCUGGCCUCUGAGGCCUCCAGCUCUGGGAUCCUGCGAAUCCCGGUGGCUCGGGAGAGGGAUGCUGGCCUCUAUACCUGCCGAGCUGUCAAUGAGUUGGGCGAUGCCUCUGCAGAAAUCCGGCUGGAGGUUGGACAUGCGCCCCAGCUGACAGAGCUGCCCCAGGAUGUCACCGUGGAACUGGGGAGGAGCGCCCUCCUGGCAUGCCGGGCCACGGGCCGCCCAUCCCCUAUGGUCACCUGGCGCCGUGGAGAUGGCCAGCCGCUGGGGCCCGGGCAGGGCAGCGCAACUGGGCGGCCUGAUUCCGGAGUGCUGUUCUUUGACAGUGUGAUUCCUGAAGACCAGGCCCCGUAUGUCUGUGAAGCUCAAAAUGUCUUCGGGAAAGUACAGGCAGAGGCCCACCUCCUUGUGACUGGACAUGCACCUCCACAGAUUGCCAGCAGCGCCUCCACCGUCCGGGUGCUGGAGAGGCAGCCUGUGUCCCUGCCCUGCAUCAUCCUGGCUGGGAGGCCCCGCCCUGAGAGGCGCUGGCUCAAGGCCGGCCAGCCCCUCCCACCGGGCAGCCAGCAUUCCGUCCGAGCAGAUGGCAGUCUCCACCUUGACCAGGCACUGUUGGAGGAUGCAGGGAGGUACACCUGUUUGGUCAGCAACACGGCCGGCUCUCAGCACAGGGACGUGCAGCUGGUUGUCCAGGUGCCACCUAGAAUCCAGCCCACUGCCACCCACCAUAUCACCAAUGAAGGCGUUCCAGCCUCUCUCCCCUGUGUAGCCUCAGGAGUGCCCACCCCUACCGUCACCUGGACCAAGGAAACCAAUGCCCUGGCCUCCAGGGAUCCCCACUACAAUGUGAGCAAGGAUGGUACCCUGGUCAUUGCCCGGCCAUCUGCCCAGGAUGCAGGGGCCUAUGUCUGCACAGCCACCAACGCCGUGGGCUUCUCCAGCCAGGAGAUGCAGCUUUCUGUCAACACCAAGCCCAGGAUCCUUGUGAAUGGGUCAUGUGACGCAGACAAGCCUCUGAGGGUCACAGCCAAGGCCAGUGACGAGGUGACCCUGGACUGUGAAGCCCAGGGCUCUCCACCCCCACUGGUCACCUGGGCCAAGGACUCCCUUCCUGUGCCACCCGUCACCGACAGGCAUUGCCUCCUCCCAUCAGGCUCCCUGCAUCUGGCCCAGGCCCAGGUGAGUGACAGUGGCCUCUAUGAAUGCACAGCCAGUAACCCUGCGGGGUCCGCUGCUCGGUACUACAUCCUCAGGGUGCAAGUGCCCCCCCAGGUGCAGCCAGGCCCACGGGUUCUGAAGGCAUUGGUGGGGGAGGCUCUGGACCUGAACUGCGUGGCCGAGGGCAACCCGGAGCCCCAGCUGACCUGGUCCAAGGAUGGGGUGGCCCUGCGCAGCGGGGGGCCCAAGGGCUCCGUCCACUUCAUGGCCAUCCAAACCUCGGACGCUGGGACGUACCGCUGUGAGGCCUCCAGCAGCGCUGGGGUGGAUGCCUGGGAGCUGAAGCUCAGGGUGCUGGAGCCGCCAUACUGGGGGGCCGAUGAGACCAGUGGCCUGCUGGAGAGGGUAGCAGGAGAGAACGCCAGCUUGCCGUGCCCUGCCAGAGGAACGCCCAAGCCGCAGGUCACGUGGUGGAAGGGCCCAUCCUCAGAGCCCCUGCGUGGCCGGCCGGGCCUGGCAGUGCUGGAUGAAGGCUCUCUGUUUCUGGCCUCGGUCUCUCCCACCGACGGUGGAGACUAUGAGUGUCAGGCCACCAACGAGGCGGGCUCCGCAUCCAGGAGAGCCAAGCUUGUAGUCCAUGUGCCCCCUAGCAUCCGGGAGAACGGGCACAGGGCCAACGUGUCAGGCAUGGCCGGGCAGUCCCUGACGCUGGAGUGUGACGCAAAUGGCUUUCCGGCCCCCGAGAUCACAUGGCUCAAGGAUGGGCAGCAGGUGGGUGUCCCCUGGGGUGGAUGGCCUAUCCCCGAGGUGGGCAGCCACCGCCUCCUGGACGGGGCCCGGGCCCUCUACUUUCCCAGGAUCCAGGAGGGCGAUUCUGGCCUCUACUCCUGCAGGGCCGAGAACCAGGCUGGGACUGCGCAGAGGGACUUUGAUCUCCUUGUGCUCAUCCCACCUUCCGUGCUUGGAGCCGAGGCCGCUCAGGAGGUGCUGGGCCUGACUGGUGUAGGGGUGGAGCUGGAGUGCCAGACCUCGGGGGUCCCCACGCCCCAGAUGGAAUGGACCAAGGAUGGGCAACCUGUCCUUCCGGGGGACCCUCGCAUCCAGCUGCGGGAGGACGGCCAGGUUCUCAGAAUCACCACCGGUCACCUGGGGGAUGAAGGGCGGUACCAGUGCGUGGCCUUCAGCCCAGCCGGCCAGCAGGCCAAGGACUUUCAGCUCAGAAUCCACUCACCUCCCACCAUCUGGGGCUCCAACGAGACAAGUGAGUUGGCCGUCAUGGAGGGCCACCCCAUGCGGCUCCUGUGUGAAGCCCGAGGAGUGCCCACGCCUGACAUCAUCUGGUUCAAGGAUGGGGACCCCCUGCUUCCCAGUGCCGGGGCCGUCUACACCAGGGGCGGCCGACAGCUGCAGCUGGAGAGGGCCCAGGGCUCGGACACUGGCAUCUACACCUGCAAGGCCAGCAACCCCGUGGGAGUCGUGGAGAAGUCCACCCGGCUGGAGGUUUUCGUUCCGCCCACCAUCGAGGGCGCUGGCAGAGGGCCCCGUGUGGUGAAGGCCGUGGCCGGGAGGCCCUUGGCGCUGGAGUGUGUGGCCAGAGGCCACCCACCCCCCACCCUCUCCUGGCACCACGAGGGGCUACCCGUGGCGGAGAGCAAUGGGACGUGGCUGGAGGCGGGCGGCGGCAUGCUGAGCCUGGAGAGCCUGGGGGAGGCGUCUGGAGGCCUGUACAGCUGCGUGGCCAGCAGCCCCGCUGGGGAGGCCGUGCUGCAAUACUCCGUGGAGGUGCAGGUGCCCCCGCAGCUCCUGUUGGCUGAAGGCUUGGGCCCGGUGACCACCCUCGUAGGACAGCCCCUGGACCUUCCCUGCCAGGCCUCAGGCUCCCCAGUGCCCGCGAUCCAGUGGCUGCAGAAUGGCCGCCCAGCCGAGGAGCUGGCCGGGGUGCAACUGACCUCGCAGGGGACCACACUGCACAUCGACCACGUGGAGCUGGACCACGCGGGCCUCUUCGCCUGCCAGGCCACCAAUGAAGCAGGCACUGCAGGGGCUGAAGUGGAGUUGUCUGUGCACGGUGAGGGCGGCCUGGGAGCUCCCGUCGGUGGUCAUAGUUGGGGGUGAGAACAUCACAGCCCCUUUCCUGCAGCCUGUGACCCUCCAAUGUGCAGGGACUGGGGUACCUACCCCAAGCCUCCGCUGGUGGAAGGAUGGUGUGGCCCUGGCAGCCUCGGGGGGGAACCUGCAGGUACGUGCAAGGGCCCCAACACCUGCCUUCUCCACCAGAUCGAGAAGGUGGACCUGAGGGACGAAGGCAUCUACACUUGUGCUGCCACUAACCUGGCUGGGGAGAGCAGGAGAGACGUGGCGCUCAAGGUGUUGGUGCCCCCCAAUAUCGAGCCGGGCCUGGUCAAAAAGGCAGUGCUGGAAAAUGCCUCCGUAAACUUGGAGUGUCUGGCUUCAGGUGUACCCCCUCCUGAUAUCUCCUGGUUCAAGGGCCACCAGCCUGUCUCUGCCCAGAAGGGAGUGACGGUGUCAGCUGAUGGGAGAGUUCUCCUCAUUGAGCGAGCCCGAUUUUCUGACACUGGGAGCUACCGCUGUGUGGCAUCCAAUGUGGCAGGCAGCACAGAGCUGCAGUAUGGCCUUCGGGUCAAUGCGCCUCCGCACAUCACUCUGCCACCCAGCCUGCCGGGCCCCGUGAUGCUCCACAACCCAGUUCGGCUGACCUGUAACGCCACGGGAGCCCCCAGCCCCAUGCUGAUGUGGCUGAAGGAUGGAAACCCCGUGUCCACUGCAGGGACCUCUGGCCUCCAGGUCUUCCCUGGGGGCCGGGUCCUCAUGCUGGCCAGUGCCCGGGCUUCCGACUCUGGCAGCUACUCCUGCGUGGCCGUGAAUGCGGUGGGCGAGGACCGCCGGGACGUCAUCCUGCAUGUCCACAUGCCCCCAAGCAUCCUUGGAGAAGAGCUGAAUGUGUCCGUCGUGGCCAACGAGUCAGUGGCCCUGGAGUGCCAGAGCCACGCUGUGCCCCCUCCCGUGCUGAGCUGGCGGAAGGACGGCCGCCCCCUGGAGCCCCGGCCUGGCAUCCGCCUCUCCGCAGACAAGGCCUUGCUGGAGGUGGACAGAGCCGGGGUGGAGGACGCAGGCCGCUAUACCUGCGAGGCGCGGAACCAGGCAGGCUGCUCGGAGAAACACUACAACCUAAAUGUCUGGGUCCCUCCAGUAUUCCCCUCACCAGAGCCUCGCACCCUGACUGUGACCGAGGGGCACCCCGCCAGGCUGUCCUGCGAAUGUUGGGGCGUCCCCUUCCCCAAGAUCUCCUGGAGGAAGGACGGUCAGCCUCUGCCCGUGGAUGGGGCCGGCCUUGGGCAGGUGUCAGCUGUGGGGCGGCUGCUGUAUCUAGCACAGGCCCAGCUGGCCCAGGAGGGAACGUACACCUGUGAGUGCAGCAACGUGGCUGGAAAUAGCAGCCAGGACCAGCAGCUGGAGGUGCAUGUUCCCCCACAGAUCGCGGGCCCCCGGGAGCCCCACACACAGGUGUCCGUGGUCCAGGACGAGGACGCCACUCUGGAAUGCAACGCCACAGGGAAACCCCUGCCCAGGGUGACGUGGGAGCGGGACGGCGAGCCAGUGGGGGCCGAGCCUGGCCUGUGGCUGCAGAGCCAGGGUCAGAGGCUGCACGUGGAGCACGCUCGGGCUGUCCACGCCGGGCGCUACAGCUGCAUGGCUGAGAACGUGGCCGGGAGGGCCGAGAGGAGGUUUUCGCUCUCUGUGCUGGUGCCCCCAGAGCUCAUUGGAGACUUGGACCCACUGACCAACGUCACGGUUGCCUUGCACAGCCCCUUGACGCUGCUCUGUCAAGCCACAGGCAUCCCACCUCCAGGGGUCCUCUGGUUCCGAGGGGAGGAACCCAUCAGCCCUGGGGAGGACACCUACCUCUUGGCAGGUGGCUGGAUGCUGAAGAUGACCCGGGCCCAGGAGCGAGACAGAGGCCUCUACUCGUGCCUGGCAGGCAACGAGGCUGGGGAGGUGCGGAGGAACUUCAGCGUGGAGGUCCUGGUUCCUCCCAGUAUCGAGAAUGAGGACCUGGAGGAGGCAAUCAAAGUGCCCGAGGGGCAGACGGCUCACCUGACAUGCAAUGUCACGGGCCACCCGCAGCCCAAGGUCACAUGGUUCAAAGACGGCAGGCCCCUGGCUGGCGGAGAUGCCCACCGCAUCUCUCCAGAUGGAGCCCUCCUGCAGGUCCUCCAAGCCAACCUGUCUAGCGCAGGCCACUACUCCUGUAUUGCGGCCAACGCCAUGGGAGAGAAGACCAAACAUUUCCAGCUUAGCGUCCUGGUGGUUCCCACCAUCCUGGGAGUGAGCGAGGACAGUGCUGAUGAGGAGGUGACCGUGACCAUCAACAACCCCGUCUCCCUGAUCUGCGAGGCGCUGGCCUUUCCCUCCCCAACCAUCACCUGGAUGAAGGAUGGGGCCCCGUUUGAGGGCUUGAACAAUAUCCAGCUGCUCCCAGGCACCCACGGGCUGCAGAUCCUGAAUGCCCAGAAAGAAGACGCAGGCCAGUACACCUGCGUGGUCACCAAUGAGCUUGGCGAGGCCCUGAAGAACUACCACGUGGAAGUCCUCAUUCCCCCUUCCAUCUCCAAAGAUGACCCCUCCGGGGAGGUCGGCGUGAAGGAAGUGAAGACCAACGUCAAUAGUACCUUGACCCUGGAGUGCGAGUGCUGGGCCACGCCCCCACCCACCAUCAGCUGGUACAAAGACGGACGGCCCGUGACCCCCAACCAGCGUGUCCACAUCCUUGGGGAAGGACAGCUACUCCAGAUCCGGCCCACGCAGGUCUCGGAUUCUGGGCGAUACGUGUGCAUGGCCACCAAUGUGGUUGGCGAGGAUGACCAGGACUUCAAUGUGCUCAUCCAGGUGCCCCCCAUGUUCCAGAAGGUGGGAGAUGCCGGUGCAGCCUUUGAGACCCUGUCCCGGGAGGAAGAGGCCCGAGGUGGGGUGACGGAAUACCGGGAGAUCGUGGAGAACAACCCCGCCUACCUGUACUGUGACACCAACGCGGUCCCACCCCCGAAACUCACCUGGUACAGGGAAGACCAGCCCCUCUCGGCCACAGAUGGGGUGUCUCUUCUGCAAGGAGGCCGGGUCCUGCAGAUCCCCCUGGUACGUGCGGAAGAUGCCGGGAGGUACUCUUGCAAGGCCUCCAAUGAGGUGGGCGCGGACUGGCUGCACUACCAGCUGCUGGUGCUGACCCCACCUGUGAUCCUGGGUGCCACAGAGGAGCUGGUGGAGGAGGUGACUGUCAACGCCAGCAGCACCGUCAGCCUACAGUGCCCAGCCCUGGGCAACCCUGUGCCCACCAUCUCGUGGCUCCAGAACGGGCUGCCUUUCUCCCCAAGCCCGUGGCUGCAGGUCCUGGAGGAUGGGCAAGUCUUGCAGGUGUCCACGGCAGAGGUGGCUGACGCUGCCAGCUACAUGUGUGUGGCCGAGAACCCGGCGGGCUCCGCGGAGAAGCUCUUCACCCUCAGGGUGCAAGUCCCACCACGAAUCGCGGGUCUGAACUCGGAGCAGGUCACCGCCAUCCUCGACAGCAGCAUCUCCUUCCCAUGCGAGGUCCACGCUCACCCGAGCCCUGAAGUCACGUGGUACAAGGACAGCCGGGCCCUCUCCAUGGGAGAAGACGUCUUCCUCCUGCCUGGCACCCACACGCUGCAGCUGGCUCGGGCACAGCCAUCGGACUCUGGAAUGUACAUGUGUGAGGCCCUCAAUGCCGCCGGCCGAGACCAAAAGCUGGUGCAGCUUAGCGUGCUGGUUCCCCCAACCUUCAGGCAGGCUUCCAGUGGCCCCCAGGGUGUGGUCCUGGUGAAGGCAGGGGACAAGGCCGUCCUGAGCUGCGAGACAGACUCACUUCCCGAGCCAGCCGUGACCUGGCACAAGGACGGGCAGCCCCUGAUCCUGGCACAGAGGACCCAAGCUCUGCUGGGUGGGCAGAGGCUGGAGAUCCAGGACACCCAGGUGUCGGAUAAAGGUUUAUACAGCUGUAGAGUCAACAAUACAGCCGGGGAGGCCGUGCGGACCUUCAUCCUCACAGUCCAGGUGCCCCCAACGUUUGAGAACCCCAAGACGGAGACCGUGAGUCAGGUGGCUGGAAGCCCCCUGGUCCUGAGCUGUGACGUCACUGCAGUCCCUGCACCUAGUGUUACUUGGCUGAAAGACAGAAUGCCUGUUGAAAGCAGUGUGGCACGUGGUGUGGUCUCCCGGGGGGGCCGCCUCCAGCUGAGUCACCUGCAGCCAGACCAGGCUGGCACCUACACGUGUGUGGCCAAAAACGCCCAGGAGGAGGCCCGCAAGGACUUUGUGGUGGCCGUGCUGGUGGCCCCCCGGAUCCGGAGCUCGGGCGCCACGCAGGAGCACAACAUCCUGGAGGGGCAGGGGCUGCGGCUGGACUGCGAGGCUGAUGGGCAGCCACCACCCGACGUGGCCUGGCUGAAGGACGGUGGCCCACUGGGCCAGGGCGCCGGCCCCCACCUCCGGUUCUACCUGGAGGGCAGCUCCCUGGUGCUAAAGGGCCUGAGGGCCUCGGACUCGGGGGCCUACACCUGCGUGGCCCACAACACGGCCGGUGAGGACGCCAGGCUGCACACCGUGAACGUGCUGGUGCCUCCCACCAUCGAACAGGGGGCAGAGGGCACAGGGACCCUGGUGAGCAGGGCUGGGGAGCUGGUGACCAUGGCGUGCCCUGUCCGGGGCUCCCCACGCAUCCACGUGAGCUGGCUCAAGGAUGGCCUGCCCCUUGCGCUCUCCCAGCGCACCCACCUCCACGGCUCGGGCCGCACCCUCAGGAUUUCCCAGGUGCAGCUGGCAGAUUCCGGCAUCUUCACCUGUGUGGCUUCGAGCCCAGCGGGCGUGGCCGACAGGAACUUUACCUUGCAGGUGCACGUGCCCCCUGUCCUGGAGCCGGUCGAGUUCCAGAAUGACGUGGCGGUGGUCCGUGGCUCCCUGGUGGUCCUCCCCUGUGAAGCCCGGGGCAGCCCCCUGCCCCUCGUGUUGUGGAUGAAGGAUGGGGAACCCUUUUUGCCCCGGAGCCUGGAACAGGGGCCUGGCCUACAUCUGGAGACAGUGGGAGUUGGCGACUCAGGGAUCUACUCCUGCGUGGCCGUGAGCGAGGCAGGGGAAGCGAGGAGGCAUUUCCAGCUGACGGUGAUGGAUCCCCCCCACAUUGAGGACUCAGGCCAGCCUGCAGAGCUGUUGCUGACCCCCGGCACCCCCUUGGAGCUCCUCUGCGACGCCCGGGGCACCCCCCAACCCAGCAUCACGUGGCACAAGGAUGGGCAGGCCCUGAACAGGCUGAAGGACAGCAAGAGGGCCGGGCGGGGGCUCCGGGUGGGUGACGCUGGGCUGUACACUUGCCUGGCCCAGAGCCCUGCUGGUGAAAUCGAGAAGAGCUUCCGGGUCAGAGUUCAAGCCCCCCCAAAUGUCAUUGGGCCCCAAGGCCCCCGCUUUGUGGUUGGCCUGGCCCCGGGACAGCUGGUUCUAGAGUGCUCGGUGGAGGCAGAUCCAGCACCGGAGAUUGAGUGGCACCGUGACGGCAUCCUGCUGCAGGCAGAUGCCCACACCCAGUUCCCAGCGCAGGGCAGGUUCCUCCAGCUGCAGGCCCUGAGCACGGCCGACAGUGGCAACUACAGCUGCACAGCCCGCAAUGUUGCAGGCAGCACCAGUGUGGCCUUCCACGUGGAGGUCCACACGGUGCCCACCAUCCGGCCGGGACCACCUGCAGUGAACGCCUCCGUGAACCAGACGGCUCUGCUGCCCUGCAAGGCAGAUGGUGCCCCCCCGCCCCUUGUGAACUGGCGGAAGGACGGCAUCCCUCUGGAUCCUGAGAGCCGCAGGUUUCAGGUUCUGCCUGAGGGUUCCCUGAGGAUCCAGCCAGUCCUCGCCCAGGAUGCUGGCUACUACCUCUGCCUGGCGUCCAACGCCGCAGGUUCCGAUCGGCAGGGCCGUGACCUCCGGGUCUUCGAGCCUCCAGCCAUCACCCCCGGCCCCUCCAACCUGACCCUGACUGCUGACACCGCCGCCUCACUGCCCUGUGAGGCCAGAGGCUCACCCAAGCCCCUUGUGGUCUGGUGGAAGGAUGGACAGAAGCUGGACUUCCGCCUGCAGCAGGGAGCCUACCGGCUCCUGCCCUCCAACGCCUUGCUCCUCACAGCCCCCAGCCCUCAGGAUUCAGCCCAGUUUGAGUGUGUGGCAAGCAAUGAACUGGGCGAGGCCCACAGGCUCUACUGGGUGAUGGUUCACGUGCCUCCCACCAUUGCCGACGACCAGACAGACUUCACUGUGACCAUGAUGGCGCCUGUGGUCCUCACGUGCCACAGCACAGGGGUGCCAGCCCCAGUUGUGUCCUGGAGCAAAGCAGGCACCCAGCUGGGGUUGCGGGGGAACGGCUACCGUGUGUCACCUUCGGGUGCCCUGGAGAUCAGGCAGGCCCUCCCCAUCCAUGCCAGCCGAUACACCUGCACGGCCCGCAGCUCCGCGGGCGUGGCCCACAAGCAUGUGGUCCUCACCGUGCAAGCCUCCCCCGUGGUAAAGCCACUACCCAGUGUGGUCUGGGCGGUGGCAGAGGAGGAGGUGCUGCUGCCCUGCGAGGCCUCGGGCAUCCCCCGGCCGAGCAUCACCUGGCAGAAGGAGGGGCUCAGCGUUCCUGCAGGGGUGAGGACCCAGGUCCUAACCAGUGGACAGCUGCGGAUUAUCCAUGUCAGCCCAGAGGAUGCUGGGAACUAUUUCUGCAUCGCCCAGAACAGCGCAGGCAGUGCCCUGGGGAAGACUCGGCUGGUGGUGCAAGUCCCGCCUGUGAUCGAGACUGGCCUUCCCGACCUGUCCACCACCGAAGGCUCCCACGUUCUCUUGCCCUGCACGGCCAGCGGCAGUCCUGAGCCCGACAUCACCUGGGAAAAGGACGGCCAGCCUGUGUCUGGAGCUGAGGGGAAGUUCACCAUCCAGCCUUCCGGGGAGCUGCUGGUGAAGAACUCAGAGAGCCAGGACGCUGGCACCUACACUUGCACUGCCGAGAAUGCCGUGGGCCGUGCCCGCCGCCGCAUGCGCCUCGCCAUCUUGGCACCGCCUGUCUUCACCAGCCUGCCUGGGGACCGCAGCCUGAACCUUGGGGACAGGCUGUGGCUUCACUGUGCGGCCCGUGGCAGCCCUACACCCCGAAUAGGCUGGACUGUCAACAACCAGCCAGUCACAGAGGGGGUGUCCGAGCAGGACGGGGGCAGCACACUGCAGCGGAUGGCAGUCACCAGAGAGGACAGCGGGACCUACAUCUGCUGGGCCGAGAACAGAGUGGACCGAGUGCAGGCGGUCAGCUUCGUCCACGUGAAGGAGGCUCCUGUCCUACAAGGGGAGGCUUUUUCCUACCUGGUGGAACCCGUUGGGGGCAGCGUCCGGCUGGACUGUGUGGUCCGUGGAGACCCAGCACCCAACAUCCACUGGAUCAAAGAUGGCCUUCUGCUGCAGGGCAGCCGGCUCCGGCACUGGCUGCAGAAUGGCUCGUUGACCAUCCGUAGGACCGAGAAGGACGACGCGGGACAAUACCAGUGCCUGGCGGAGAAUGAGCUGGGCGCGGUGGAGAAAGUGGUGGUCCUUGUGCUGCAGAGUGCCCCGGUGUUCCAGGUGAAGCCCCAAGACGUGACAGUGAGAUCUGGGGAUGCCGCGGCCCUGCGGUGCCAGGCCUCUGGAGAGCCGGUGCCCACAGUGGAGUGGCUGCGAGCGGGCCAGCCCUUGCGGACCAGCCGGCGGCUCAGGACCCUAACGGAUGGGAGCCUGUGGCUGGAGCGAGUGGAGGCUGGGGAUGCGGGCACAUAUGACUGUGUGGCACAGAGGUGGAUAGUGUCACUCUUGUUCUCUUCCUUCCUCACAGGGGAGCCCCGGGGGAGCCGGGGCAGCAUGAUUGGGGUGAUCAAUGGGCAGAAAUUUGGUAUGGCUGUCCUCAACACCAGCGUGCAACAGGAGGCACGUUCUGGGGUCACCACCAUCUGCAGCAGCAUCAGCCACAUCCCUGCGAGUGUGGGGCCUCUGAUGCGGGUGCUUGUGGUCGCCAUCGCCCCCAUCUACUGGGCUCUGGCCAGAGAGAGUGGAGAUGCCCUGAACGGCCACUCCCUGACAGGCGGCCGCUUCCAACAGGAGUCGCAUGUGGAGUUUGCCACAGGGGAGCUGCUCACAAUGACCCAGGUGGCCCGGGGCCUGGAUCCCGAUGGCUUCCUACUCCUCGACGUGGUGGUCAAUGGCAUCGUCCCCGAGAGCCUGGCGGACGCAGAUCUGCAAGUGCAGGACUUCCAGGAGCAGUACGUGCAGACGGGGCCCGGCCGGCUCUUUGUGGGCUCCACGCAGAGCUUCCUGCAGGACAGCCUCCUCUCGUUCCUGCGCGGCAACCACAGCAUCCGGUACGACGCGGCCCAGGGCCCCCAGCCCCAGCUGGUGCAGCACCUGCGGGCCUCUGCUAUCAGCUCGGCCUUCGACCCCGAGGCCAAGGCCCUGCACUUCCAGCUCUCCACGGCCCUGCAAGCUGAAGAGAAUGAAGUCGGCUGCCCAGAGGGCUUUGAGCUGGACACCCAGGGAGAGUUUUGCGUGGACAGGGACGAGUGCUCGGGCAGUCCCAGCCCCUGCGCCCACUCCUGCCGCAACGUGCCCGGCCGCUUCUCUUGCUCCUGCCCAGCUGGCUUCACCCUGGCCAGGGACGAAAGGACCUGCAGAGAUGUGGACGAGUGCGCUUGGGAGGCCGAUCCUUGCCGAGAGGGACAGCGCUGUGUGAACCUGCUGGGGUCCUACCGCUGCCUCCCUAACUGCGGGCCUGGCUUCCGGGUGGCCACUGAUGGAGCCGGUUGUGAAGAUGUGGACGAGUGUCUGGAGCAGAUGGACGAGUGUCACUACAGCCAGAUCUGUGAGAACACCCCAGGCGGGCACCGCUGCGGCUGCCCCAGGGGGUACCGGGUCCAGGGCCCCGGCCUGCCCUGCCUAGAUAUCGACGAGUGCCGGCAGCUGCCCCGGAGCUGUGCCUACCAGUGCCACAACCUCCAGGGCAGCUACCGCUGCCUGUGCCCGCCAGGCCAGACCCUCCUCCGAGACAGCAAGAAUUGCACCCCGCUGGAGCGCAGUGAACCAAACGUGACCACUGUCAGCCAUCGGGACCCCUUGGUGGCCUGGCUGCGUCCCCGCGCCCCUGUCCCCGGUGGGUCCUACCACGCCUGGGUCUCCCUCCGACCGGGCCCCAGAGCCCUGAGAGUGGGCCGGGCCUGGUGCCCUCCUGGCUUCAUCCAGCAGAACGGUGUCUGCACGGACCUGGACGAGUGCCGGGUGAGGAACCUUUGCCAGCACGCCUGCCGAAACACCGAGGGCAGUUACCAGUGCCUCUGCCCCCCUGGCUACCGCCUCCUCCCCAGCGGGAAGAACUGCCAGGACAUCAACGAGUGUCAGGAGGACAGCAUCGAGUGCGGGCCCAGCCAGAUGUGUUUCAACACCCGGGGCAGCUACCAGUGUGUGAACACACCGUGUCCUGCCACCUUCCGGCAGGGCUCAAGCCCUGGGACGUGCUUCCGGCGCUGCUCGCAGGACUGCAGCGCGGGCGGCCCCUCCACGCUGCAGUACAAGUUGCUGCCGCUGCCCCUGGGCGUGCGCGCCCUCCAAGAAGUGGCCCGCCUGGCGGCCCUCUCCGAGGCCGGCGUCCCCGCCAACCACACGGAGCUCAGCGUGCUCGAGUCGGACCCGCGCAGCCCCUUCGCCCUGCGCCCGCUGCGCGCCGGCCGCGGCGCGGUCUACACCCGCCGCGCGCUCACCCGCGCGGGCCUCUACCGGAUCACCGUGCGCGCCGCGGCGCCGCGCCACCAAAGCGUCUUCGUCCUGCUCAUCGCCGUGUCCCCCUACCCCUACUGA